This is a messenger RNA of Hemibagrus wyckioides, 1124 nucleotides long. Its product is annotated as C-type lectin domain family 4 member E-like. The record is from RefSeq and is a predicted model, not a curated record. Lineage: Eukaryota; Metazoa; Chordata; Actinopteri; Siluriformes; Bagridae. The transcript is spliced from 5 exons. Bases 68 to 802 code for a protein of 244 amino acids.
UACACAACAUAGAACACUUGAGCUGUCGUAUCCUCGCACACAAAGACGCGAUAAUUACAGCUCGGAGAUGUCUCGUUGUGUUUGUAAUGGCAGCUGCAUGGAGGAGCUGAAUUAUGGAGACGAAGAGGACAUAACGGUGGUCAUCUAUAAAACUGUGGAUGACUUUAAGGGCUACGACAUAGAGGUGGAGAACGCUGCUCUGAAGAGUAACCUACAAACUCAACACACAGACAAAAGGAGUGGCUGUUUCAGACUGACCUCAGUGUGUGUGUUGCUGCUGUGUGCCUUCCUGCUGACUGCCGUUACUGUGCUGUGGAUCAAGUACAACAACCUGACUAAAGAGAGUGAGUUACAGUUACAGCAGACCAUAUCAGAAUGUGACAGUGUGCUUAAAGCACUUGGAUGGAGAUUGUUCAGCUCGAGUGCUUACCACAUUACUACUCUACGGACCACCUGGAAUGAGACCAGAAAGGAAUGCAUGAAGAGAGGAGCAGAUCUGGUUAUCAUAAACAGCAGAGAGGAACAGGAGUUCAUCAGUAAAUAUGCUGCCGGUUUUCCAGUUUGGAUUGGUCUGACUGACAUUGAAACAGAGGGGGAAUUUAAAUGGGUGGACGGUUCACCACUGACCACUGAAUUCUGGACAUACCAAGAACCCAAUGAUCUUAGGGGUGAGGACUGUGCUAUAGCAAACUUUGUAGGGGCUAGGUCUGACAUCGUGAACUGGGCUGAUUAUCCCUGCUCCUUUCUUGUAGUUGGGAUUUGUGAGAUAAAGUCAGUUAUUGGAACUGAAAAAAUCUCAUAAUGAUAAGAAGAAUUUCAAUCACAUCUUCAUCAAGUCAUUUAAAAUGUAGACUAAUGAAAAGAUAUAAACAUAAAGUAAUGACUAAUGAUUCAUUAUAAAGGCUUUCUACUGACUUCACGAGGUGCAAAAUAACAACAACAAUAAUGAACGUGUUAUAGCCGGUAAUACCGCCAGAUAAAAACUUUUACUACAAAUUCAUUUCUCUGUAAUUUCUUAGUUCUUCUGUUCCUCUCGAGUUGUAGUUUGUUGAUUUGAAAUGCUUUUUUAAAUUAAUAUAUGUUCAAAUUUGAAAAGUAAAAUACACACUUCUCUAUAAAUCUGA